AUUUCAACUGAAUUACAGAACCUUUUAAAUCCGGGGCAGUGAUAUUGUUGCGUAUCGUCUGCGCUGUUCUUCUUGUCAUUUCUUAAACCACACGGGAGAUUUCAAUCUAUCGAGGACUUUCCAAGCUUUCUCUGGUUUGAAGCAUUUACGAACCGCUGAAACUGGCCAGCGAUGGAGCUGCCGAAGACAUAGCGAAACGCCUCGUCUCAUUCGAAGAUGUGGAGUCAAACGUAGGAAGUAUUUCCUUCACACGUUAUACAAAGUCAGAAACCGAAUUUUGAAGAUCGAAGUCGAAAGUUGAAAUCUUCAAACACAUAGCUAGUGUUUACAUCCGCUGAAAGAUGCACGGAUAUGUUGUUACUAUCUCCAUCGUAGCUGGCGUCUGUGUCUUUGUAGCCCUCGUCUAUCUGGUCUUCAGAAUCUACAAGAAGAGGGCAGAGCUUGGAACUGAUGCAGAGACUGUAGGUCUGUGUCCCCCCAGCAUCAUUCUGACAUCCGACAGCCCCGGAAUGUCGAAAAAAAGACUUUACUCGCCCAUCAGAGAAAGAGCUGGAUCGAAGGAAAAAGAUGAAAAACUCAAAAUGAAAGAGAAGAGAAAGGAUAUUAAGAGUUUGUGGCUUCCCAAGAAGAAGACAAGUUUACCCGUUAUGCAGACAACCAUGGUUCAACCAGCUGUACCUGAGCAAACAAAGGAUCAAGGUGGAAGAGGCCGGUUGACUUUCACUCUCCAUUACCAUUACCAGUAUGCGUCGAAAUCAUCCGUUCUGCUCGUCAAACUUGCUAGUGCCCAGGAUUUACCGCUAAAAGAUGAUGACGAUCCCCCGGAUGUGUUCGUCAAAACACAACUCGUCCCAAGCCGCAAGCGAGUUUACAUCUCUAAAGUGCGUAGAGAAACCUCGAACCCAGUCUUCGAUGAGACAUACGAGUUUGAUAUCGAAUAUCAAGAGCUUCAACAACAAAGGCUUCUAUUUGAGAUUCUUGACUACGACUGCAUGUCUAGAUACAAGUCAGUUGGAGAGGUCAGCGUUCUUCUCGCAGAACUUGGAACACAUGGUUUUAACAUUUUGAGAGAGGUAUCUCUGUGUGUUUACAUAUCUAGACCCCGGAAAGAAUGAAUCGGCCUAUUUUAAACGUAUUUUAUUCGAACUGAUUUUAUACAUGGUUUUUCUGUCAUUGAUUACAAUGUAAAAAAAUAUAUGACGGGCCUUCUUCACAGACCUGCUAUUUAACAAUGAGAUUUUGAGCUCGAGAUUUCUAUCGCAUAAUAAUUGAUGAGGGCGAAAUUGAAUGGGGAUCAAAAGUGGAUAAUCUUAUUGUUAUAGUUUAAGUCUAUUAGAUGUUCAAAUUUGACAACAAGACAGGCCCAAAUAUUUGUUACCAUUAUUUUGUCUAAACCGCACACUUUUUACACAGCGGUCAAACGUCUGCGCAUGUGCGAACGUUGUAGUUGCUAGAGUCGUGGCUAGGUAGCGUGCAUUCAGGCUUUUAGGACCGAGGACCAAGGACGAAGUUUUCCUUUUCUUAACUUUUGUUUCCUUUUACAGAUUUCUUUGAACUUUUCCAUUUUCCACCCAUUUUUUUCGUGAGGGAAGUAGUUUCUUUUGUUUUCCUUGCAAAUUUUGGGCCGGAAAUUGGCGCGCGGCGAGCCGAGAUUGAUCUUCUUACACACGCUCGACGUUUGACCACUGUUUUGUCUACUGUGUUCACUUUACUCAUUUUAUUAUCAAUCAAAACGAGAAAGGGGAACACAUGACUGGUGGCUUAAAAUCAUGCAACCGAGAAGAACACGGGAAAAAGUCAAUCGAAAAUGCCUGAUAUAUUGGCAUAACAAACAUAAAUAAAAUAAUGUAAAGUGUUUAGCGGAUUGUGUCCGUGAGUUGUAGGAAAAUUAUUGUCAAAUUUUACUCGCUGAUACUUUAUAUGUUGUAGAUAUUUGCUCAAAAAUCAUCAUUUGGUUUAUCCAUAGAUAAAUUAUCAGAGCAUUUUACUUGUAAAAGGCAUGAAA
Molecule: messenger RNA, 2005 nt
Organism: Pocillopora verrucosa
Lineage: Eukaryota; Metazoa; Cnidaria; Anthozoa; Scleractinia; Pocilloporidae
Product: synaptotagmin-1
Biological process (GO): cellular response to calcium ion; regulation of calcium ion-dependent exocytosis; regulation of dopamine secretion
Cellular component (GO): plasma membrane; exocytic vesicle
Molecular function (GO): phosphatidylserine binding; clathrin binding; calcium-dependent phospholipid binding
Source: RefSeq, a predicted model, not a curated record